Molecule: messenger RNA, 957 nt
Organism: Arabis nemorensis
Lineage: Eukaryota; Viridiplantae; Streptophyta; Magnoliopsida; Brassicales; Brassicaceae
Source: the annotation of a GenBank genome assembly
AUGCAAUGCUUAUCUCUACAAUCGCUUCCAUGGAAAUCAACAAAUCCAAUGAUUUUAUCUGAAAUUCAUACACUGAAUCCUAAACAACUCAAUUUCCAAGUGAACUCGCUGAAUUCUCAUCAUCGGAAAACUCGAAACUGGAGAAUCAGAAGCUCACCGGAAGAGGAGAGUGUAGCAAACUCAAGUGACUCCGGAGAUUUGAAGAAUUCUCUGUCCGGAAUUGUCGGAAAUCGAGUGGAGGAGCUUUUGAACAGAGAAGAGAACAAGGGUUUGCUCGAUGGUCUGGAAAAAGCUUCGAUGAGAGUGGAGGUUGCCAAGAGAGAGCUCGAAGAGAUAGAGAGGCAAGAAAUCGAGGCGAAAUUGCUACAGGUUUAUGUUAAUCAGCUCGAAUCAAGAGCAUCAGAGAUCGCAGAAUGCCAGCAAGAGAUUGUCGCAGCAAGAUCAAUGGUUGAGGAAGCAGAACGUUCCCUGUCCUUAGCAGAGGCCGAGGACAUUGCUGAUGAGAACGGUUAUUCGAUUGAUAAAGACAAAGAGAGACUAGAAUCAGCGAAAGCGGGAGCGAUAGCAGCCGCGGUUGGAACUCUUGCAGAACUCCCAUUUGCGCUUUCUCAAGUCUCGAGCGUCGAGCAGCUUCUUCUUCCCUUAGGAAUAGCGUUUGCAAGCUGCGCGUUGUUUGGAGUCACAUUUAGGUAUGCAGUUAGAAGAGACUUGGAUGAUAGUCAUCUUAAAUCCGGAGCCGUUGCCGCCUUUGGGUUUGUCAAAGGACUUGGUAUGUUGAGCAGAGGACCGCCAUUGGAGCUGAGCUGGGAAAGCUUGGUUUCACAUGGAAUUGACGGCGCCGUUUUGGUGUCUCAAAGCGUUUUGAUAUUUGCGUUUGCGUCUGUAGGUUUGGACUUUUGUUUCAAAAUGAACAUUUUAAGACCAUUUCCAAGCUCUUCUGAGACGCAAUCAAAAUAA